CUUUGAAAAAGUGAAUUCAUAUCAAGUUUUUGAGAACUGCUCAAUUUGCAGUUUGUCGCCAAUAAAACCAUUGUGAAAAUUAGAAAUACCAAAAAUUAAAGGAAAAUUGAUAUUAUCCUGGAAUUUAUUCACUCGCUUAAAAUUUACUGAAAUUUUACUAAAAUAAUUUAUUAACGUCGAGCAUAAAGAGUAAGGAUUUUUUUAAACUAUGGCGACUGUAUUAAAUAUUUCCGAGAUUAUGUCGACUCUUAAUCCUCAUUCUAAUGAUGAUCAUGUCCAUGUUUAUUGGCUGGAAAUAAGAAUUCCUGAGAGAGCAAUGGAUUCAGGCAAUUGUGAGGCGUCUCCUAAAACUAAUAAGACAAAACAUUCGUUGAAUUGUUCACUAAAGUUUUAUAAAAUUAAUAAAACAAUCUCUAUAUAUAUUAAAUUUUCAAAACUCCCUUCAAGUCACAAAUUUAGAGUAUCUUGUUAUGGCACAAACAAGGAAGUGAUGUUGUCUGCAAACCAGGACACAACUAUCAUAACUGAAAAUACAUUUAAUUUUUAUACCUGUAUUGAGAACUUAACUAUAAACUAUGACUUUAAUUAUUUUAGAGAAAUGUUGAUGUUUUGCAAAAUAGAAGAGAUAAAUGUUAAAAUUUUAGAUGUUAGUAUUCCUAAAAAUAUAAUUUCUAAACUUCUCUCUCUAUAUGAAGAAAGAAAAUUAACUGAUUUUAAAAUAAUUUGCGAAGAUCAAGAAUUUUGUGUACAUAAAACGAUUCUCGUGUGUCAUUCGGAUGUGUUUCAAGCCAUGUUUGAAAAUCCGAUGAAAGAAUCUCGAGAAAAUGUACUUGUAAUAAGUGAUUUUAAACCAAAAAUUGUAGAAACAAUGAUUCGCUACCUAUACACAGAGAAAAUGAGCGCAGAUUUAUCUGAAGACAAUUUAAAACAGCUUCUUUUGAUUGCAAACAAGUAUAAUGUAGAAAGUUUGAAAAAAAAUUGUUUAAGUGAGAUGUGUAAAUUAGUAAAUGACUUCAGAAAAGCUUUGGACAUACUUCUUUAUGUUGAAUUGUAUAAUUUUGAUGAUUUGAGGGAUUUAAUGAUUAAAUACUUAAAAGAUAAUGUACACACAUUGUCUUAAAAAUAAAACUUAGUUCUGUAUAAUGGUCAUACGAUUGCAGUGUAAUCAUGCCUGCCUUUUCAUGCAUGUAUAAAGAACUUUAAGUUCUAAAAAUUAUUACCCUACGAAUUAUUUUGUUCUCUUUAUUAAAAUAUUCAUUUCUAUAAUUAAUAUUGAUAUUAAUAUCAAACGUUUACUAAAAAACAGGUCAAAUUUGUAUAAAUUAUCAGCGGUCCAUGCGAAUUGUCAGUUUUCUUCUACAUUACAAACUUGCUUCAUUACAAAUAUAAUAACAAACAAAAGAAAGAAUAAAUUUAUGACCAGAGCGAAAGAAAUAUAAUGUAAUUACAAAAUGAAGUUUACUGCCUUAGUAAAUAAGAAACCAGCAUUCUCUUUGUCGAUAGCGCAAGAGUAGAACUAAUCAUGAUAAAAAUUUAAUUUACCGAUGUGCACAUCACUUUUUAACUGAUAACAAUGAAUAAAAAGCAAAAGACCUUUUU
This is a messenger RNA of Leptopilina heterotoma, 1599 nucleotides long. Its product is annotated as speckle-type POZ protein-like. Lineage: Eukaryota; Metazoa; Arthropoda; Insecta; Hymenoptera; Figitidae. Bases 209 to 1120 code for a protein of 303 amino acids. Gene Ontology annotation, cellular component: cytoplasm. The transcript has 2 exons. Gene Ontology annotation, biological process: regulation of proteolysis; proteasome-mediated ubiquitin-dependent protein catabolic process. The record is from RefSeq and is a predicted model, not a curated record. Gene Ontology annotation, molecular function: ubiquitin protein ligase binding.